AUGAAGCUGUACAAGCAGGAGCUCCUCGUCGCCACACAGACCGUCACCGUGACCGUUGGCGGUAGCACCACGAGUAACAUCGCCUCCACCGAGGUCGUGGCCGCAUCGCCCGUCUUCCGCAUCGGCGAGUUCGAUGGCCAGCCCUUCGAGUUCAAGAACGGUGACAAGUUCCUUGGGAUGCAUCCGUCGGAUACCCGCAUGUCUGCAUGGGGCGGUAACUAUACUGUGGGUGUGUCGACGGCGGCGGACUUCCCGAUGGCGCUGUUUGCAAAGACCGGGGGGCCAGCGACGAUAAAGUUUAUGGCGACCAGUACCGCGAAGAGGACGUUGAGGAUUGCGACGACGCUGUCGUUUAAGACUGGGAGGCCGUCGGUGGUGAUUAACGGUGCAUGGACGGGUGCGGAUCCGGGCGCGCCGGUGUUGAUUGAUUCGAGGGGUGUGACCAGAGGCGGGUACAGGGGUUACGGGGAGAGUUAUGAGUGGGAUGUACCGGCGGGAACAUUAGUAGUUGGAGAGAAUACCCUGGUUGUGGGCGUAACGGGGAGUGGGGAUGCGGGUUUCUUGAGUGCGAACUAUAUCGUGGAUGCGAUUGAGUUGUACUGA
Molecule: messenger RNA, 603 nt
Organism: Morchella importuna
Lineage: Eukaryota; Fungi; Ascomycota; Pezizomycetes; Pezizales; Morchellaceae
Exons: 1
Coding region: 1-603 (200 amino acids)
Biological process (GO): pectin catabolic process
Molecular function (GO): carbon-oxygen lyase activity, acting on polysaccharides
Source: RefSeq, a predicted model, not a curated record